UAGAAAAAGAAAGAAAGGAAGAAGAAGAGAAAAAGGGAGGUUUAGAAUGUCUUUGAAAGAGUCAUACCAAGACGCCUACUCCAACUUCUCCAAGAUGGAAGAGACUGUAGGAACGUUGGUCCUUUCGAAUGAACUGCAAGUUGCUGGUUUCAUGGCGGUGCAAAUCAUGCUGACAACGGGUGUGUUCUUGUCAGCAGCGGUGAUUGCAGCCACGAUCUUGCACAGCCCGAGAACCCGAGCUCAGUAUCUGUACUGGUACCUCCUCAACCUCAGUGUCGCCACGCUCAUCUCAGGGUUGACAUACGUCUUUCUCGUGGCAUGGUGUUUCAGUGAAUACAUGCGAAGCGGCAUGUAUAGCGUAACAAACCCAGAAGUGUGUAUCUGGACGCAGGCUGUGUUUUCGUACUAUCGUUCCAUCCUGUGUUCUACGUUGCUUCUCAUUGCUCUGGAACGGUACAUCACCAUCCUGAAACCCCUGACGCAUUGCUACAUCAUUACCGAUCGUAGAAUCAAGGCGUCCAUCUUCACCUCGUGGGGGGUCGCUUCCAUUUACAUGAUCUGGACCAUCCUGCAGAGAAUAACCUUAGACCCACCAAAGGGGGACAUAACGUACUGUCACGGGAUGAUAUACGGGAUACGGAGGAUCCACCUCGUCCAGUGGGCGGUCGGAAUCGUCGUCAUUACGAUCAUCGUCCCCUUCAUCUACAUCCACCUACACAUAAUCGCGAGGAAACAUCUCGAAGUGAUCCAACAAGAGCGACGUUUGUUCGGUCUCGCCCAGCACAACCGCAACGUGACACGCUCCAACACUGCGCUCAAGAUCACGCUCACCUUAAUCACCGUGGAAAUCCCCUUCCUCACCAUCAACUUAGUCCGCAUGUACGGAACGACGUCGGAGGCCCUGGAACAUUUACUCACGAAGGUAUGUGCUGUGAGUCUUCUUCUCAGCCACAUCAUCCAGCCAGUGCUGUAUGCCACGAUAUCCCCCGACUUUAGAAAAAGUUUUAGAUCUCUUUUGGGGAGAAACAGAGUUCAGCCUUUAGAGGGCGAGUAUCCCUAGAGUGAAAUGAGACAAAGAAAAAAGUGAGAAACAAAAGGUCUGGUGAUACUCGUACGUGUUUGCAUGUUGAUAAACAAUAUUUUCGAGGGGAAUAUAAAAUAAAAUGAUAGCUAUGAUUAAUGAUAAAUGAGUAU
Messenger RNA from Penaeus monodon (black tiger shrimp), 1194 nucleotides. Its product is annotated as cannabinoid receptor type 1B-like. Gene Ontology annotation, molecular function: G protein-coupled receptor activity. Gene Ontology annotation, biological process: G protein-coupled receptor signaling pathway. Lineage: Eukaryota; Metazoa; Arthropoda; Malacostraca; Decapoda; Penaeidae. Bases 47 to 1060 code for a protein of 337 amino acids. The record is from RefSeq and is a predicted model, not a curated record. Gene Ontology annotation, cellular component: membrane. The transcript has 2 exons.